AUGAAUGUUGAAAAGUCAGAUGACAAAGCAGAGAAUGGCUUGAAGUCUUCCUUACUUAUAAGGGAUGAAAAUGGAAAUAACUACACAUGUGACAGAGCUGCACCUUCAUCAAAGAGUUGUGAGACAGACAGGAUUUCAACUGACCAAAAUACAGUGACUGAGCAUGAAGAUGAUACAGUCAUUCUUGAAAGUAAGAGUGACUUCAAAAGUGUUCUUCUGAAACAGCAGGGUAUUGAAACACUUCAUCUGCAGAAGACACCUGGUAAAUACAACUGUACAGGAGCUCUGUUGAGAGAUGCAGAUGCUGCAUGCACGUCUUCCAUGGCUGAACAGACUUGUGAGCAUCCUUUGAACUGUGACAUGGAAGAAGCAACAAACUUGCUGAAAGGUAAUGUUGCUGUGGCAAAAAUGCAAAAUCAGAGUAUCAAACAAUCAGUGCCUUACAGUCAGUCUGACUCUAAGUGUGUAUUACUUCCUUCUGCUUCAGAACAGAACACGCAGUCCCUGAUAAAUGACAGGGUAUGCUGCCACCUGAGCAUGUUGGAUGUUGCUAAUGUUAUAGGUGAAACUCCGGGAACUGAUCAAAAUGAUGACAUGUACCCGAGAGAAACACUAAUCUCUUCUGAAGUAUGUAUGAGAGAGAAACCUGAUAGAACCAGCUCAGAAGGAACACCUAAUUUCUCCUCUACAAUAGUGGCUUCAGAAAGCCCAGACACCUGUUCAGAACCUGAAGUUUAUUGUCCUUCCCCUGCAGGCGUCAAGCACUAUCUAAAUAACACUGACAAGCCUGAUAAGGAAUCACAGGAAACAGAAGCAGAGUCUGUAAAACUAGCUGCUAGAUGUAUUGAUCCUUACAGGCAAGAUGCAUUAUCACCAUGUGUUAAUAUUAACGAAGAUGACCAAGCCAUGUCCUCGCACGAUAUGCCUGACCACGGUGAAACUGGGAAUUCCAGUGCUGAAACAUGCAUGGAUAGUCUUGUAAAUAACGUUCCCCUUCUCCCACUACAUAAAAUGGAUGAAGAACAAGUAUCAAAGAAAACCAGUGAACUCUUAUCCAAAGAACAAGGUACCUCUGGAAAUGCUGCUCUUCAGGGUACGUGCAACACCUCUUUUGUAUCUUGCAGUGUACCAAAAUUAAAGAGGGCUGUUAGACCUGAUCUGAAAUGUGAAGCAACUUUUGUAGUCUUCAGUCCUAUGGCUGAUGAAAGCGAUCCAGCUCUAUGUACUUCAACCCCUAAAGAACUAUCAAAAAAUACAACUUUUUCUGUUCCAGCUUUGAUGGAACUUGGAGACAAGUCUCCCAAACUGAGACCAAAUGAGGCAUUUGUAGGAAGGCAUAAUAGGCAGCCUUUGCGUAAAGCUAGUUCAGGUCAAACUGCGGGAAAAACAGUGGGCAGGUCUCCUGUUGUGUCAACAAUAACCAAAGCAAAGAAAUCUGAGAUUGUUAGUUUUCCCAGACCUAAUUUCAAAAACGUUAAGCCAAAGGUUAUGUCCAGACCUUCGCUACAGACAAGAGACAGUGCAGCCUUAAAACAGUCUCCCCAGUCCCCUCAACUAUCAGCUGUCUCCUCUCCCUCACUGGUUGCUUCCCCAAGGCAAUUGUCCCCCUCUAUAAAAGUGCUGAAAAAGAAAAUAGAUCUAGCUAAAGAUAGUACAGUGGAAUUGCCUGUGAAUAAGCCCCAUAAGCUACAUCUUAACAAACACCUCUUCACUAGCGAAGUCGUACAUGCCACAACACAUCCCAGAAACGCUUCCCACAAGCCUUCAAAGACACCUCUGUUAAAACAGAAUCCGGAAGACACCGGCAAAGCAACCUCUACCCAUUCGGCAUGCUCCUCUGUUUCUGCUGCGCUUCCAGCGUGUGUAGAGAACUCAAAAGAAAUGGUGAAUGAUAAAAUGGAAAGUUCAAACUCCUUAAUGCAGCCUUGUGCUCAGAACACCUACCUGACCAAAGGAGAAAGAGAGCAAAGCAGCAACGUGGGAAUUCUUCUGGAAGCAGCCUUGUUAAAAGAUGUGGCUAAUGAAACAUUUGACCUGCACGCUGUUCCUUUGAUACCUUCUGUGAAGGAUGGGACAACACAAGGGAAAAGCAUACUGAAGAAAGGUCCAGUCACACUACGGAGUGCAUCAGGUCCCAAGGUUAAAAUGGUGCCAUCUGUGUUGCCCUUGAAGAGAGGAUGUGAAAACAAAACUGUCAGCGCAGUUAAAACACCUUCUCACAGAGGAGCUGUUCAGUCAUCAAGCUCUGGUGUGGGAUCCUUGCCAAGAGAGAGGCAUGCCUCCGUGAAAAAUUCUCCAGUCUCCUGGGCUAGCUCCAAUAAACCGCUCGCCAAAUCCAAAGUGCCUAUCAAAAGAUCAGUGCUUGAGAGAACUCCUAGCAUCUCAUCAGUCAGCAGCACUCAGAGUGAGCCAAAUCUUUUCAGCAGUAACUCUGCAAGUGCCACAGUCAUUAUCAAGAAUGGAGAAUGGCCUAAAAAACCAGGCUGUCAGAAUGGAACUUCUGCUCCUGUCCCUUUGAAAACAGUACCAAGACCCAGGUUACACUCGUUGAAGUCAACCCCAAAAGGAGCCAAGGCCAGGUCUGUUUCACUGAACCAGUGCACAUCAAAAUCAUCUGGGCCACUGCACUCAGCAAGGAAAGUCAGUGAGACUAGAGGUACUCCUGGAAGAAAUGGACACCAAAACCUAUCUUGCUUGGGUUCUGUUGACAAGGGCAAGCAGCGGAGUCCCAGGAGCUCAUGCAUACAGACUCAAGCCUCCUCAGAUGUGCAUUCGCCUGGCACAAAAGCAGGCGAGCUGACACAGUACAAAACAAAAUGUGAGACCCAAAGUGGAAUCAUCCUGCAGCUGAAAAGAUUCCUGACAAGCAGCAACCAGAAGUUCGAAGCAUUAACAGUUGUGAUCCAGCACCUGCAAUCUGAG
This is a messenger RNA of Nestor notabilis (Kea), 2922 nucleotides long. RefSeq names its product microtubule-associated tumor suppressor 1 homolog. The annotation marks the transcript as partial. Gene Ontology annotation, cellular component: cytoplasm; nucleus. The transcript is spliced from 8 exons. The record is from RefSeq and is a predicted model, not a curated record. NCBI's taxonomy places the organism in Eukaryota, Metazoa, Chordata, Aves, Psittaciformes, Psittacidae. Gene Ontology annotation, molecular function: microtubule binding.